Messenger RNA from Symbiodinium natans, 1668 nucleotides. NCBI's taxonomy places the organism in Eukaryota, Dinophyceae, Suessiales, Symbiodiniaceae. The record is from the annotation of a GenBank genome assembly.
AUGGACGGCAUCAUCUUGGCAGCUGCCAGUGUCCUACCGAUUCCUACCGUGCCUCCCGGCAUGGUGGGGGAUUCAGAUUCCUCGCGUGGCCUUCGCUUGGCAGUUCAGAGUGGCAGCUUGCAGUCGGUGUUCCUUGGGCAAAGUUGCCAGGCGGAUUCGCAGAUUCCACGCCAGACCUUUGUCACCUGUCGUCACAGCCUGUUGUUUUGCAGCCUCUGGUUUUUGCAGGCGGAAGCCGCCCUUCCCACGGGACGAUGGGUGCAAGUGGCCCUGGUCUUCGAUGCACAGCGCGGUGUGCAGCGGCUUUUUCAGGAGACAUGCAAGCCCUCAAGAUUGGAAAGACUUCGAGAGUCAUCGCAGGAUGGAAAGCUGGCGAAGAUGUGCCAGGUGUCGCGAAUUCCGGCAACGCGGCUUGGUAAGGUGGACUUAUGGCUGGGAAAGGGCGAUGCCGAUCAGAGCGGCUGGCUUGGACAGGCCCGGGAUCUGGAGGUCUUCGCUCACAGCGAAUGCGCAGUCAAUCUACAGGAGUCCUUCAGCGCCGUUGAUGUGGACCGAAACGGGCAAGUCACCAUGGAAGCUUGCACCCAGAACAGCGACGAGUACUUGGCCGGUCUUGGUGCAGUCAGCCUUUCUUUACACGGCACCGAAGCCGCAGCACUUCUGCCGUCCACGAGCAUUCCUUUUCAGGCACCUGAGGCACCUGAGGCACCUGAGGCACCUGAGGCCUUCAGAACCAAGCCGGCGCCACUUGUGACAGAAGUGCCCGCCCGACCCCCGGCUGAGCAUUUGUGGGUUCCAGGCCCUGCAAGUGCUUCCAACAUAAUGCUGGGCACUGCAGACCACAAGCCAGUAAAGCAUGAGCAGGGGCCAGUUGGACCAGCAGGACCAGCAGGACCAGCAGGACUAGUAGGACCUUCCAAGAGCCUUCCACUCCAUCCGCUGAAGCGGGACGCUCCAGCGGCACCUCUUAAUCCCUUUGCAUCGGUGGCUCCGCAGACAACUUCGACGCGACCAACGAAUCCAACGACAACGAAGGCUUUUCUGGCAAAGACCACAGCCAAUCCUCUGAAUCCCUUGAACCAGGAUCCCCCACCCGCACCCCUCAAUCCAUUUGCAUCGCUCGUGUCACCUCUGCGAGUCUCUUCGACUCGACCACUGACCACCACAGCCUCCCUGCUAGCGACGACGGUCGCACCUGUGGCGGCCCGCGAAAGUACAGUGAAGCCGACAGCGAGCCCCGCACCCGCAUCCAGUCAGGCGGUUUUGCCUCCAAGUUUCACGCCUAUCAGGCUUGGAAUCCCUGGAGGCCUGUCGGUAGAUCCACUUAUGCAAGCUGCUUCACACGGUCACUCGACCGUCGGCACCACUGGUACAACUGGCACCACCACCACCACCAGUACCAAGGCUGACACGAAGGGAUUGGAACAAGGCCUGGGUUCCCUGUUCAAGCCUUUUGGCAUGUUUGAGGAACAUGAGGACGGGGAGCUUCACCUACAGGCAUCCAAGUGGCAUCAUUUGGCACUUCUGUCCCUGGCUGCGACGGCGACGUCGGUUUCUAGCCUUGCAGUGGUGUUGUGGCUUCGGCGUGUGCCGCCCUUGUUGAGGCGUGAUAUGUGGGGCACGUGGGAGGGAGGCGAGGGAGGCGAGAUGGUUCGGCUAGUGGUGUGA